Messenger RNA from Oreochromis aureus, 2341 nucleotides. Its product is annotated as zinc finger protein 271-like. Lineage: Eukaryota; Metazoa; Chordata; Actinopteri; Cichliformes; Cichlidae. Gene Ontology annotation, molecular function: DNA-binding transcription factor activity, RNA polymerase II-specific; RNA polymerase II cis-regulatory region sequence-specific DNA binding. The transcript is spliced from 4 exons. The record is from RefSeq and is a predicted model, not a curated record. Bases 397 to 1656 code for a protein of 419 amino acids. Gene Ontology annotation, biological process: regulation of transcription by RNA polymerase II.
AAAGUGUGCUGCAGGAGAGGAGUCGAGCAGAGAGAGCUGCCUUUUCAUAAAACGGGAGUAAAGUAGUGAACUUAGAGGAGAGAAACAAACUAAAGUACCGAUCAUAAACCACUACCAACGUCUGGAUCGAUAUCUGCAUCGAUCUGCCCACCCUUGUCUCCUGGAUCGUAGCUGAGAUCAGCGUGAACCACGUGGGUCUCUGCUCCCUGAUCUGUUUCCUGUGUUUGGAAAGAGUUCCAGCUUCAUCACGGAGUUUCUCUCGGUUUGUGGGCUCAUCUAAAGGGAUAAAAUACAUAUCUAUACUUUUGUGUCCCAGCUGAGUAACAGGAGGAGAAGAGUCUGGUGGAGCAGCAAUUUCAGCCAUUUGGACUCAGCUCAGCCACUACAGAGGAAACAAUGACUUCAACAGAGAAGGACCAACAUGGAGCGAGAAGUCAGCGCUCUCAGGAGGCCGACAAACCUCACAGAAGAAAGGGAGAGAAAAAAUACAGCUGUGAUGAGUGUGGGAAGGUUUUUAAUCACAGUAGCAACUUACGACGUCAUCAAGUUACUCACUCUGGAAUUAAAGCGUACAGCUGUGAUGAAUGUGGAAAGUCUUUUAACGAUCCUGGAAACUUAAAAAUACACCAACUCAUCCACAGUGGAAUUAAAGCGUACAGCUGUGAGUUGUGUGGAAAGUCUUUUACCCAGCCUGGAAACUUAAAAACACACCAACUCACCCACAGUGGAGUUAAACCAUACAGCUGUGAUAAGUGUGGUAAAACGUUUGCUCGUAAUACCCACUUACAAAGUCAUCAAGUUACCCACUCUGGAAUUAAGGCGUACAGCUGCGACAUUUGUGGAAAAACCUUCCGCUGGCUAGUCAGCAGAAAUAUCCACCAACGCAUUCACACUGGCAAUGAUGUUUGGCUCUGUGAUCAGUGUGACAAACGUUUUGUUACAUACAAAGACUUACAGCGGCACAUGCUUACCCACACUGAGGAGAGACCUUGCAAAUGUGACCUGUGUGAAAAGGCUUUUAAAGAUCCACAUUCCCUGAGAGCACAUCAACAGAUCCACAGCAGAAAGAGACUUUUCAAGUGCAGUUACUGUGAGAAGCAGAGCGACACAGAUGGAUCCAGCUCUCAACCCUGUCGUCACUGUGGUGGUGGGAAAGUGUUUCGCUGUGACCUUUGUGGAAAAACUUUCAAGCAUCAAGAGAACCUAAAAGUACAUCAACGUAGACACACUGGAGACAAAAUGAACUACUGCAAAGAAUGUGGGAAAGGCUUCCCCACUAUAAGUGAAUUAAAAAAUCAUGAGCUCUUCCACAGUGGGGUUAAAAAGCACGUCUGUGACCUGUGUGGGUCAUCUUUCACCACUGCAGGUGACCUUAAAAAGCAUAAGGUAGUGCACACACGUGAGAAACCAUACAAGUGCAGACACUGUGACAGAAGCUUCUCGUAUUCAGGGAGUCGUAACAAUCAUGAACGUACACACAUUGAAGGGAACUUCAGCUGUGACCAGUGUGACAAGAGCUUCAAGAAUCUCAGUUCAUACUCCACACACAAACGAUCCCACGCUGUAAAUAAACUGUUUCACUGUUACCAAUGUGCAAAAACAUUCACUUCAUUAUCUGCUCUGCACAAACAUCAGCGUGAUCAUGACAAUGGCUGAAAUCAUUCCUAUCAUCAUAACGAAUCUGAAGAGACAGACAGUUCUGUUACGUUUUCAGGAGUUUGACGUGAAAGCUGCUGUAAUUUCUGCUGAAAUCCCUCAUCUGUUAUACAUCAGGUUUCUCUCAAUUUGUCUUGUUUUCUUUCUACAGUAGUAUUUAGUAGUAGUAAUAAUAAUAGUAGUAGAAGUAGUAUAAUUAAAGAAAUGUCUGACUGAUCUAUUAAUUGGUUAUGUAUCACAGGCUUUCAAGCUGUAAAUAGUUAAUAAGCUUAAUAAGCUUUUAAGCUCAGCUUAAAAACAUUGGCUUCCCUUCAUUGGCUUCCUGUUAAAUCCAGAAUUGAAUUCAAAAUCCUGCUCCUCACAUACAAGGUCUUGAAUAAUCAGGCCCCGUUUAUCUUAAUAACCUUAUAGUACCAUAUCACCCCAUUAGAGCACUUUGCUCUCACACUGCUGACUUGAGAUCAGUUACAUCUUUGUAUACAUUUAAAAAAUGUAUACAACACCACCAAUGAAAAUGUUUUUUCAUUGGUGGUGUUGUUACGUUUAGUUUAGUUCUUUUUGCUGUUUUCACUGCCUUAAAGUGUUGUAAACUUCAACAGGUUUUAUGUCAUCAUCUUCUGUGUUUAGCAUAUGUAGUUUAGAUUUAAUGAAAUGUGUGAAAUAAAUAAAAUUGCCAUUGUCUGAA